Raphanus sativus (radish) is the source of this 1363-nucleotide messenger RNA. RefSeq lists its product as uncharacterized. The record is from RefSeq and is a predicted model, not a curated record. The transcript is spliced from 3 exons. NCBI's taxonomy places the organism in Eukaryota, Viridiplantae, Streptophyta, Magnoliopsida, Brassicales, Brassicaceae. Bases 478 to 1359 code for a protein of 293 amino acids.
CUGUCAUGUGAUCAUCAAGCCUGGUGUAGACUCAAGACACUUAUCUUGCCAUUAGAUGAUUACUCUUAACUUCCCUCUCUCCCUCCCUGACGUGAAGAAACAAAACUCAUCAGACAAAGAAAAGUUGCAGAGAGAAAACAGUGAGAAAGAAGAGAAAAAGUGAAGAAAAAAAAUCAGAGGAAAAAUCAUAGAAAAAAUAGACAAGACCUUGGAAGAUUUUCUUUCAUCCUCUAUCUUAGUUCUUUGCUCUAGAGAAGAUCAGAAGUUGCAAGUUCAGUAAGGGAAAGGAUCAUCUGAGUUCUUCUGUUAGUCAUUUGUGCUGCUUGCGAGUCUUGCUGUCUCACUCCAGUCGUCCUUGUACACGUGUACUCCUUUGGUUCCUUCAGCUUGUUUGAGAUCAGUUUCAAGACUUAUUUUGAGGUAACCACUAGGCGGGAGACUUACUCUUUUUGACUAGAAGGAACGGCGUAAUCAGCGAUGCCACCGAGACGAGCACGACGUGGUGGAGCUUAUCUACCGAUACAUAUUUCUUCAUCUCCAGACUCUUCACCGCCAUCUACUCCGGCACCACUUCCGACCCCUAGCUUUGAGGCUACACCUUCGGGCUCUAGCUUUGAGUCUGAUCCAUCUGAGGAUUCAAAUGAGGAUAUUCCAGUUCAGAUGCAGAUGCCUAUGUCACCAGAUCCUUAUUACACAGAUAUAGAGGUUGAUGCUGUUCAUGAUCAUGCUGCUGACCAUCAUGCUGCCCAUGCUGCUGAUCAUCAUGCUGCUCAUGCUGCUGCCGCAGAAGAUAUUCCACAUGUCCAUGCUGAAGCACCACCAGCAGCACAACAUGCGCCUGCGACAACUGAUCCAGCGAUUGUGGCACUUUUAGAAUUGAUGGCGGAGAUGGUAAACUUACAACAUCAAGCUCUCAAUGCACAGCGUGCGCAGCCAGCUCCGGUACCUACCACUUCACGUCCAGACUUUUUGAAGAUUGUUAUGCUCAUGAAGAACUUGGGUACUAGACACUACCGAGGAGGGACUGAUCCGUUCGAGGGUGAUGCAUGGUUACAGAACCUUGAGGGAAACUUCCGCGUAACUCGCUGUGAGGAUGAGUUCAAGAAAGAUGUGGCUGUGUACUACUUGGAGAAGGAUGCAUUGAGCUGGUGGUUGUGUGUAGACCGCUACCUAGGUAAUGUGACAACUACUUGGUCAGACUUUCGUGAAGCAUUUCAGCGGAAGUAUUUUCCACCAGAGGCUAGGGAUCGUCUUGAGGCUGAGUUCAUGGCGUUGGUACAAAGAGAUAAUUCUGUUAGGAGGUACGAGGCAGAGUUCACUCGCCUCAGGCAUUAUGUUCACUACGGCCAGGAGGAUUAGCCUA